GGAGAAAUGCAUCGCAUUCAUUGCAUUCAGGGGUUCUCCCAGGCAGGCAGGCAGGCAGGCAGGCAUGCACACUACCCACACACACCGACACAUGCACGCAGACACAGACAGUCAGUGUCACAGUAAGUGUAUAUACUUGCAGCGUAUGUGCAUGGGGAACACUGUCAGUCACUGUUCGUGGCGGGCCAACACAGGAGCAGCAGACAGGCAAGGCAAGGCAAGGCAAGAAUGGUGGCAAAAAUACAUGCAUUCAUCCCCCCAGAGGGCGGCUGGCUGCCAACAGACAGACAGACAGACAGACAGAUGGACGGACGGACGAUCGAUGCACGGCACGGCAUGCAGGUCCUUUCAGGGCAUUCACAUGCACGUGACUCAUGCAUAAGUAAGGCGUGUAAGCAAGUACGUACCCAUGUUGGUUGGUUUAUAUGCAGCCCAGCAGCCUACCAAAAAGCCCCGAGCGACCGUCUGUGUGUGCACCAGCCAGGUAGUCUGUAGUGGAGAGAGAUCAUUGAUCGACUCGACUCAAAAUCGCAGCGGGGGGGCCGCCCCCGCAUGUACGCCGACCGCCACGCCACCUGGAUGUAGGUACACGCGCACUCACUGCUGUCUGCCUGACUGCCCGUCCUCUCUGUGGCACCGCAAAAAUCGCAGCGGAGCGACCAAGGCAGUGGUGAGAAAGAGAUGCGUGUCAGUCAUGUGUACACUCACUGUGUGUAUGGUAUGUGUGCAGUCAAGAGAUACAUGUGACCAUCGGUCAGCGAAGAGCAGGGAGGACGGCGGGACAGUGAGUGAGGAAGCGGCAUUUCGUCAUGUUGCGUCCAGAUCCUGCUGGCUGUUGCUCGUGUGUGUGCUCUCCUGGCGUGUUGACGUCUUGUGAGCCUCCCCGCAACGAGAUGGCUGUCCACUCAGACUUGGUGGGCAGCCAAGUCAUUUCAGGCCGCGCCACGAGACUUCAACACACCCGGAACCACGGGAACAAAACGGAGAGAGAUCCUCACUGUCAGGUCACACACGAAUGGGUGCACGUGUCUGAGUGUGUCUGUGCGUGUGCGAGUCGUAGCGUACCAGUCAGCCAGUAAGUACUUGCCCCCUGUCUGCCCUGCCCUUUACUAGUACACCCAUACACAACCCUCUUCCCCUCUUCCCCUCCCCCACGCUCCUCCCUGUAUGGUACUGCAGCCAUCCACAUAUCAUAUGCCACCUCACCUCAGCUCACCUCACGUGUGUGUGAUAGUCAGUCAGUGUAUCUUUGUGUGACUGGUCCAUCCAUCACGUCAACAGCCGACACACCAUGCAGUGAGUGCAAGUAUCCACGACAACGACGCAUAAAAUGCCCCCCUCUGUCUGUCCUUCCUCACCAGCCAGCCAGGCAUGGGCAGCCCCGCCACGGGCCUUCAGCUGCAGUACUGCACCAGUGAGGAAAAAGUCACGCUACCUCCCAACACCCAACACAACACAACACGACAGCGCCCCCAUCCGUCCCUCCGUCCAUCCGGGCCUCAAAUAACAAGGCCAUCCAUCCACCCCAUCAUGUAUACCACCAAACCCUCUAUGAAAAACACUUUGCGCGUCCCCCUCUCCCCGCUAUAUGACGACAAUACAAGAGAAGGCAAGGCAGGGCAAGGGAGACGACUGAGGCAGGCAGUCUAGUCGUCGAUUUCGACCUUCAUCCGUAUGUUGCCCUCUAAUCUGUCGUCGUCGUCAUCGUCGUUGUCGUCGUCCAUGAACUCGUACUCGCCCUCGGCCAACUCCCCAUCACCCUGGAGGCGGUCCUCAUCCGCCGCCGCCGGACGGUCACCGCCGGCGCUCGAAUCGUCGGACAUAUCUGAGCAUGGCAUGGAUGGAUGGAUGGAGGAAAGGCGAGAGGGAGAGAGGGAGAGAGGGUGGAUGGGCGGUUUGGUAUUGGAUGUGUGUGCGUACCAACAGCAUCGCUGUUCUCGGAUUCGGACCGUUGUAACCGGGACAACUUGCUGAGAGAGAAGGGAUGGAUGAAAGGAUACAUACAUACAUACAUAAGAACACACUCUGUCAGUCAGUGUCUUGACCUAUCUAUCACAUCUAUCUAUCCUAUUUUAUCACAUGUAUACACACGCUGACUGACGAACGCCCCUCACCUCUUGGUGGCCCAGGCCAGGACGAGAAUGCGUCCCUGUGACUUAUCGACAAAGAAGUAGUCGGUGGACCAGAGGAAAGCCGUGCCGAAGUUGAAGUUGACGUCCUCCUCGUCGGGCUGGAACCGAUACACCUCCACGCUCGACAAAUCCACACAACUCUGAUUGAUUGAUCGACACACCCACAGACAGACAGACAGACAGACAAACAGACAAACAGACAGAGAUUGGCCCGAUAGAUUGAAGCGUCAAGCCAAGGCAAGGCAGCACAGAUUCUCACCCGCACGGCUGUCCAGAGUUCUCUCAUAAAGUGGGGCCCGAAUUGCCGCUCGAGGUGAAUGGCGAGGUUGCAGUUGACCGAGUGGACCACCUGGUUCAGAUCAGCCUCCAACACAAACUUGUCAGCCGUCAACGUACUGAUCACACACACGCACGCACGCACGCACGCACACAGAGAGAUGUUCCUCUUGCUGCGUGUGCCUGCUCUCGCUCUGUGACGGACCUGAAGUCAUAGUCCGGGAAGGACUGAUUGAGAGUGCUGAUGAGAUUGACCAGCACCUCCUUGACAUGCGACGGGUCCGAGUGCACCGUCAGCUUCGGCGACGACGACCCAAACUGACCCACGUCCUUCUCCCUCCCCUUCCGCACCAUCAACAACCCACCUUGACCCACACCGCCUCCAACACCACCGACACCACCACUAACACCAGCACUAACCGCACCACCGGCAGAGGCAGAGGCAGAAGCAGAAGCACUCCCACUGGCAGCAGUUGGGCUGGCAUCACUCCGCCCGCUGAUGCUCAUGCCGCUGCCCCGCCGGAGCAUACUGGUGGGUGAGGACGAUGAUGCGUCCGAGGAUGAGGACAUGCCGCUGCCGACUGUUUCGGACAGCCGCCGCUCCGAUGCCGUCUUGGUGCACGAGAAGAGCUCCACCUUGCCGCGGAUGACGCGGUCGCCGACGUCCACGUGACGCAUUUGGGCUGACAGGUGCGCCAAGGUCGGGUUCUCCAGGAACUUCAUCACCGAAGAAGCCUCUCCGAGACCGCUCCCACACGAGGGAUCGGUCUGUGGUCGAGGAACUCUGCCUCGACUUCACCAGCAGCACCAGCUGCCUCUCCGCGGCUGACAAGGCUGUCUGGCGGUGUGGUACUUUCGAAAGUGAUGAGGGAAGCAGCGGCUGAGGUCCUGGGAAGCUCGAUUGAUGCUGUACAUGACGCUGGGUGAUAAGAAGGCGAACAAUAUACUCUCUUCUCUCUAUAUAGAGAAUUGAGCCACUGGGGAGGCCGCGAGGCAGAGGGGAAAAGCGGAAAGGCUGAGAGGCGCCAAAAUCUUUGCAAGCU
Vitrella brassicaformis is the source of this 3451-nucleotide messenger RNA. The record is from the annotation of a GenBank genome assembly. Lineage: Eukaryota; Vitrellaceae.